Nerophis ophidion (straightnose pipefish) is the source of this 6718-nucleotide messenger RNA. RefSeq names its product arf-GAP with coiled-coil, ANK repeat and PH domain-containing protein 2-like. The transcript has 21 exons. Gene Ontology annotation, cellular component: cytoplasm. Gene Ontology annotation, molecular function: GTPase activator activity; protein binding. The record is from RefSeq and is a predicted model, not a curated record. Bases 571 to 2733 code for a protein of 720 amino acids. Lineage: Eukaryota; Metazoa; Chordata; Actinopteri; Syngnathiformes; Syngnathidae.
CACCAGAUAGAAAAUGUUGACCAUGUCUUAAUACAAUGUAGGAAAUAUAAUAGAGAAAGAGAAAUACUGGAAAAUAAGUUAGCAAAAGAAAAUAUUAGGUUAGAAGUGGGAGAUAUAUUAGGAUUGCAUUCAGAACACAUAGGAUAUAAAGCAAUAUACACAUAUUUAAAAAACACUGGGUUAAGUAAAAGAAUAUAGAGUAGGGAUCCACCUCGGUCCACACUCCAUUACAGUAGGUGGCGGUAAUGCACACCAGAAGGUUGCUUGCCAACCGCCAUAAAAACAAAAGAAGAAGAAGAAGAAGAAGAAGAAGACAGCUGUGUGAAAGUUCAGCACUCACUUAAACGUCGACGUGAACAUGCCAUGCAGGCGACCUGCGUGUACGCCACUUGACACGCAGCCCGAGCACGAAGCCAUCCUUUCGGCGUUACGAUUCUUGUCCGCCGUUAGCGUAGCUCACACUUUUGAAUGAUGCGCGUUUGCUAGCGGGCUACCACGACGCCGCUCUCCGCUUUGUUUACGAGCCACAAAUCACUCGGUAAGGUCUCGAAGGAGCGACCCCGCAGCAGGAUGGAGGCGCUGCUCGACUUUGAGAAGUGUGUCAACGACGCACCUGAGUUCAGACUGAACCUGGAACUGUUUGAGGCUGAUGUUGCUCUCCUGGAGACACAGCUGGAAAAGGUGAUGAGACUAUGCGGCAAGAUGGUGGAGUCGGGACAAGCGUACGGCGCAGCCAAUCAGCUUUUCCUGGGCAGCUUGGCCGAGCUCUUUGUGCACCACAAGGAUGACGGCGGCGUCACGAACUGUCUUAGCCAGUUCAAGCAAGGUCUACAGGAGGCGCUCACCUUCCACUCGAUGUUGUUGGACCAGACCCAGAGAGCCAUCACCCAGCAGCUCACCAACCUGUGCAAGCAGUUCCUGCCGCAGCUGGCCGACACGAAGAGAGAGUUUGUGCGCAUCGGGGAGGACCUGGAGACUGCGGUGCUGAAAAACGCUCAGGUGUCUCGCCACAAGGCCGCCGACGCAGAGCGGGCAAGCCACCUGCUGCUCGCCACCCGCAAAUGCUACCAGCAUUUUGCCCUGGACUACUGUCUACAGCUCAACAACUUCAAAACUCAGCAGAGGAUUGAAGUCCUGAAUUCGGUAUUCUCCUUCGUCAACGCUCAGUUCACGUUCUUCCAUCAAGGCUUCGACCUUCUCAGAGACCUGGAGCCCACUAUGAGGAUCAUGGCGGCGCAGCUGUCUCAACGCUCGGCAGACUGUGCGAGCAGAAGAAAAGAUCUGGAGAACUGUCACCUGCUGGUCCAACAGAGAGAUGCUUCAGGAGAGACGCUAGUCAGCCCAUGUCCUGGCAGCGAUGUCAUCAUCCAAGGUUACCUUUUCAAGCGCUCUCGACGGAAGGCCAAAACCUGGAAGAGAUGCUGGUUCUUCAUCAGAGACAACCAACUUCUUUACAGGAAGUCCCACAAGGAGGCGUCCAUGGUCCUGUUCGAGGACCUGAGACUCUGUGCCGUCAAGUCUUUGGACCACUUGGAGCGCCGCUUCUGCUUCGAGCUGCUCUCAGUGCAGAGGUGUUGCCUUCUGCAGGCCGACUCGGAGCACGUCAAGUUGGCGUGGCUGUCCGCCUUGCAGGGCAGCAUCGACAUGGCGUAUCGAGAGCGAGGCGACGCCCAACCCACUCAGGCACGCCACUCACCAAUAAUUGACAUCUUUGUCGGCGACGCUGUGUCAUUGAAGUCCUGUGUCCUCCAGUCUAAGGAGCCCCUCCCUCCAAGUGAAGGCGACAACUCAUUGGCCAAUCAGAGAACGCCGGCGCUGGUUGUGGCCUUGCAGGGUGCUGGGAACCAUCGGUGCUGUGACUGCGGCCAGCAGGAACCACAGUGGGCGUCGGUCAACUUGGGCGUGACCAUGUGCAUCGAGUGCUCCGGGAUCCACCGGAGUCUGGGCGUCCAUCUGUCCAAGGUGCGCUCCCUCACGCUGGACUCGUGGGAGGCGGAGCAAUUGAAGCUGCUGUGUAUUUUCGGAAACGACGUGGUCAACGAGAUCUACGAGGCGCGGUGCUCAGAGAGAGGAAGAGUAAAGCCCACCAAGGACAGCUCUCGCGCUGAGAAAGAGGCGUGGAUUCAAGACAAGUACGUGGAAAAGACGUUUGUGCAGCGAGAGAGCGGCCCAGAGCGCACACAGCGUGACAUAGACGAGGCCGGGCUGCGUCUCUAUCGGGCUGCCGUGGCUGGGGACCUGGUCGCCAUGGCAACGGCUUUGGCACAGGGGGCAGAGGUCAACGGGUGUGUCGCUGAGGAGGGACGCGCGGCCCUGACAGGAGCGGCCGUUGGGGGGUCGCUGCUGGCCUGUGAGUUUCUGCUGCAGAACGGAGCCAACAUCAACCACAGAGACCUGAGAGGACGCGGUGCGCUGCACGCCGCUGCCACCGCCGGACACACGGGGCAGGUGUGUCUCCUGUUGAAGAGAGGGGCCAAUCAGUACGCUGUGGACGAGCACGGACAGGACCCGCUGGCCAUCGCCGUGGAAACGGCACACGCAGACAUCGUCACGUUGCUGCGCAUGGCAAGGAUGAACGAGGAGAUGAGAGAUUCCGAAGGAGUGUUUGGAGCAGCAGGAGACGACCAGACCUUUCAGGACAUUUUCAGAGACUUCAGCGAUAUGGCGUCACAUGACCCUGAGAAACUGGCCAGACGCAGGUUUAGUCGCGGCGGAGAUGACCACAUUCCGUGAUUGGAUUCCUCACUAGCUGGUCGGUACCACUUCUCACCGAGUCUUAACAUGACUGAAGCGUGGAACUUACAGUUUGUCUUAAAUAGAAUAUGCAGUCACUGGAAACAAUGCUAACUGUGCUCCUUCAGAAUCUAAAGGGGACCUAUCAUGAUUUUUAUUUUAAAACACUUCCUUGCAGUCUAGAAAAUACAUAUUGGAUAUGCUUUGGUGUAAAUUUUGCUCCGUCACUUUUACAAGCCGUUUUUGAGUCCAUCUAAAACAGUGAUCCCCAACCUAUUUUCCACCACGGACCGGUUUCAGGUAUGCAUUACUUUCACGGACCGGCUUUCAACGUGUGGCAGAUAAAAACAGCAAAAAAAAAAAUUGCAUGAAAAAACAACUCACCAUAACGCUGAAGUAAUGGGAGCGUCUUUCUUUGCAAAGAGAUGAUCCUCGGCACGUUGAUGGCAUAUACUAUAUACCAGUGUUUCUUAACCAUAGGGCCAGCGCCCAGUGUUGGGCCACGAGCACCCCCUCGAAUUUAACAUCUGUUUUUCGUAUAGGCCACCGCGAUACUCCGUUGUAAUUAGGGAUGGACUUCUUCACCCCAGAAGCCGAUUCGAUACGCAUCUCGAUACAUGAUCACCGAUACGAUACAGUAACAAUACAAUGAAGCCUCUUGCCAGUACAAUGCGAUGCGAUUUACUCCUACUCUCGAUACGAUGCGAUUCAAAAUGAUUUAAUAACGAUACAACAUCGACCUUACAAAGGGGUUCAGUUCGAUUAGUUGUUUUAUUAUGCAGUACCAUUUGAUUCAUAAAUGUUUAAGUCUACAUCCAGUCUCUUGCCUCAGAAGUUCAACUCUGCCUUACUCUCUGUUUGAACUUGAAGGUUGCAUUUCAAGUUGCUAUUUUUUGUGGAGCAAACCAAGGAGCCUAUUUAAAAAUGACAAUUCACUAAUUUGAACAUUAAAUUACAUUAUAUUGUUGAGCACUCCUCUCUGCUUAUUAUGUUAACCCAUUUUGUUUUGACAAAACAUAACCUUACAAUUUUAGAGGGCACUCUCCACUCCAGUAUGAGCAAUAUGCAUGCUCAGUGCAAACAAUCAUGACUGUUACGCAAAUAAAAAUAGUGUCUAUUAUACUGGUAUUAACAUAAAUUUAUGUUAGGUGACCAAGUACUGAGUGUAAAUAUCUGUAAUAUGUUUGUAUAAGAAAUAAAUAACAAAAAACAAGUUUCUGAUAAAAAAUAGAAAUAUAAAAUACUAUUGGCAGAAAGUUUCUGCAAACAACAAUAAUCUACGUCUCUUCAUGUGUGUAUCCAGGUUUGUCGUGCUACUCACGUAUUUGAUAGCAGCACAGCAUUCUUUACAUAUUGCGUGUGUCUCAUCAUUCUUACAGUCUUUCUUAUAAAACCCCAAGUAUUUCCAUACGUUUAUUUAUGCGAGUGUUUGGGAAUAUCGACUAUCUCAUCACUGUCAUCCAUGUCGCGUGCACUGUUCUGUGCUGCUCCUUCCGGGGAACUGAGUUUCCUAAUGUGCCCGCCCCGGAAAAAUAGGACAGAGUGAGGGCUGCCAGUCAAAUCUCACCGCUGACCUCCAUGCAUCUUACGUGAAAAAUAAACAACGGAGACUGUAUAAAACAAGUUUCUACAACAAAUGACACUGGGCUAAGCAGGAACAUUUAGAACAUAUUAAUAUCGAUCAAAUGCAUUGAUUUAACCGAUACAGAGAGGCAAUAGCCGAUGCAUCACGAACUUGCCCUGUUGUUUAUCGAUGCAGGAUGGUGCAGUCGCAUUGCAAGUGUUUGAUUCGAACCACCGGUGCGUAUCGGUGAAUCUGUCCAUCCCUAGUUGUAAUACACUUUUUUACCACUUAUGGCAAUACAAAACAAACAAGAAGUCUGGCGAUAAUUUCAGGCAAAUUUCUUAAGCACAAAAAUUAUGACUCAAUUUGUGAAGCUGUAUUCUAAUUUGCGCUUUAAUUUUAUUGACAGUUUAGUUAAACAUAUGUGUGAUUAAUUUAGUUUAUUGAUUUGAACAAAACAUAUUGUAUGUAAAUGUAUUAUUUGGUUAGUACUUAUUUUUCAAAUCAGGCUGAUCUAAGCCCAAGGUUUAUUUGUUCAAUUAAUAAUAUUUGUGAUGAACACGUGCAUUUAUAUCAUUUGACAAGGUAGUAAACAGUAAAUAGAUUAGAUAUUCUUAUUGAAUACAACCUUGUCAAAUGAUAUAAAAGCAUGUGUUGAAAGCAAAGAUUAUUAUCUAGGGUUAGCUCAGCCUGAUUACAAAAAUGAUUACUUAUCAAAUAUACUGCAAAAAAUGAAAAUACAUUUUACCUACAUAAUGCUAAUAUAAAUUAAUUCUAACUAAAUUAUUAAUAAGAAUGAAAUUUAAGUGCAAAUGAAAAUACAGCUUCACCACAUUAGUCAUGAUUUUUGCGCUUAAACUUCUCUAUAACUUUCGCUCCAGACUUCAGUUUGUUUGAGAUUGUCCUUACUGCAACAAGUGGUGGAAAAGUGUAUUACAACCCAUACGGCUCACAGUUGAGAAACUGCUAUUUAUUUGGCGGCCCUGUGGGGGGCGCGAGCAACAAUAGGAAAACACUGACUGCGUGGGUUCCCUCCAGGUACUCCGACUUCCUCCCACCUCCAAAGACAUGCACCUGGGGAUAGGUUGAUUGGCAACAUUAAAUGGUCCCAAGUGUGUGAAUAUGAGUGUGAAUGUUGUCUUAUCUGUUUUGUCCCUGCGAUGAGGUGGCGACUUGUCCAGGGUGUACACCGCCUUCCGCCUGAAUGCAGCUGAGAAAGGCUCCAGCAUCCCCCGCGACCCCAAAGGAGAUAAGCGGUAGAAAAGAGAUGGAUGGAUGAAAAAACCCUGCUUUGUCAUUUCUUAUUUGUGUGUUUUUUCACAGCCUGAAGCAGAGGGGGUGAGAUUUGUUUAAUUUUCCUGAGGGAACUCUCCUGAAGGAAUCAAAGUACUAUCUAUUUAUCUAUCUAAGCUCCUCUCCCUCAGGCUGAGAGUUUAACUUAAUGUUCAAAUAAGUACAUCCACCUCGCUGAGACAUCACAACGUACCCAGACUGCAAAAACCCCGCCAACAGAGGCCUUCAAAGUUGCGCGCAAGCUCAUGCCAAACUGCGUGAACCUUAUGAUUUGGCACUGUUAAAACACGAUUAUCCAACAUUUAUAAAUCAGAAAAGACAACAUUCAUCAUGGGUCCCCUUUAAGGUUUUCCUGUGGCGCCAUCAUCAGGUCAAGACUGGAAUGAGUUUUAUGAUCACAUUCCUGUCCGCUAACUUGUUUGCAUGCUAACAACACACUAAAGUCAGAAAUAGUGAAACCUCAGCAUGUUAGCACUUGUCGCUAAUGCUAACGAGGCAGGCAGUCCAAGAACUGCGAGGAGAUGAUUUGUACAAUAGGGGUGUUCAGACCUAAUAUCUCAAUUUGAUUUGUACUAUGUGCUGAGGCAAUAAGAAAAAGAGAAGUGAGCUUUGGACACCCCCUUAUGUAAGCUGUGUGUCAUUACCCAGCACGCACCUGGACAUUACACUCAUACUUGCCAACCCUCCCGAUUUUCCCUGGAGACUCCCGAAUUUCAGUGCCCCUCCCAAAAAUCUCCCGGGGCAACCAUUCUCCCGAAUUCCUCCCAAUUUUUCACCCGGACAAUAAUAUUGGGGGCGUGCCUUAAAGGCACUGCCUUUAGCGUCCUCUACAACCUGUCGUCACGUCCACUUUUCCUCCAUUCAGACAGCGUUCCGGCCCAGUCACAUAUUAUAUACACCUUGUACAGACACACAUAAGUGAAUGCAAGGCAUACUUGAUCAACAGCCAUACAUGUCACACUGAGGGUGGCCGUAUAAACAAUUUUAAAACUGUUACAAAUAUGCGCCAUACUGUGAACCCACACCAAACAAUAACAAACACAUUUUGGGAGAAUAUCUGCACCGUAACACAACAUAAAAAAUAACCAGAACCCCUUGCAGCACUAACUCCUCCGGGACGCUACAAUA